This is a messenger RNA of Rotaria sp. Silwood1, 3924 nucleotides long. The record is from the annotation of a GenBank genome assembly. Lineage: Eukaryota; Metazoa; Rotifera; Eurotatoria; Philodinida; Philodinidae.
AUGAAAGUGAAUGAUGAUCAACUUGAGAAUUUAUUAUCUGUAUUAAAUCAAGAUGGUAUUGCAAAAAAACCAACACAACGAACAAAACGUAUAUUUAAAGCAGAACUAGAAGUAUGGAAAGCAAAAUAUGAAUUUGAGAGAAAUAAACAGAGGAAAAAAACACGUGUUCCAUCAUCUAGCAAAACUAAAGUACCUUCUGAUUUGAAAGUAGUUUCAAAAGUGAAUGACAUUGAUACACAUCAGCAACCAAUUCUUGUCACAUCAUCUGUCGAUAUUCCAAAAAAAUUGGAUAAACCAAUCAGUGAUAUAAAAACAUAUUCAAAUACAUAUUCUAUUGAACCAAUGGAUAUUAAUUUGAAAUUUUUUAAAAAUGAAUUAUUUUGUUCUAGUUUAAUACAAUAUAUUUCAAAUACAUAUGAUUUAAAAUGUUAUAUAUUAUCAGAAGAUGAACAAAAAGAAAAUAUAGGAAUACAAAUACAAUUAUUAGGUAUAAAAAAAAAUUUAGAAAAUGCUUAUAGUGAUCUACAAAUAUUAUUUGAAAAUGUUAAUAAAAAAAUUUUUAACAAUGAAGAAACAGAUGAAAAAGUUAUUUAUUGGUCAAAAAAUCUUUAUUGUGAUUUUGAUGUUACUGUUAUACAAAAAAUUUUUGAUAAAGAAAAACUAUUUACUGUAUGGGAAAAGACGGAUAUAUUAUCAGGAUAUUAUGUUGUUCAUUAUUUUACUAAAAUUGAUGUUUUUAGUUUGUCAGAAGAUUAUAUAAAUCAAAUAAUUAAUAAAAAUAUAUUAUAUGUACGAGAUAUAAUUAUAUCGGAUUUCGAAAAUAUACAAAAAAAUUUUCGAAAAAAAUUAGAACAUUUUAUUACUAAAAAGAAACAAGAACAACAUCAAUUGGAAACAUAUACAAUCAUUUAUUGUAUCUAUCCAGGACAAACAGAAUUAAAAAUUAGUUUCUUUGGACAAACGUUUUUAGUAAAACGUGCAACUAGACAACUAAAAUACAUAAUAAGCCAAAAUCAAUUAACUAUAUUGACAACUGACUUGACUCUUACACAACGUAAUUAUCUAUUAGAUAAUUGUAUUCAUCAAUUGGAAAAUAUUGAACUUGAAUAUAAAGAUGAUAAUGUCAAAAUAAAAAUAAGAGAAAAUCAAUUAUAUGCUCCAGAUUAUUUAAAAAUAAAAAUUCAACAAAGAAUUUAUAAUUUAAUUGAUCAACAAUAUCCAAUUACUUUUCAAUAUAUUACAAAUAAUUCUAUAUUAACAAAUGAUGAAAAAUUACAAUUAGAAGAAAUAGCUCAACAAUUUCAUUGUCAAAUUAAUAAAAUAGAUUUGCAAACUAAGAAAGAACUUGUCACAUUACCAAAAAUAACAAACACAUCCACAUCAAAAUCAACAUCAAAAUUUAUUAUUAAACAAUCAAAAGAAUUUUAUUAUUCUUUAUCAAUAUUGAAAAAAACAUUAAUAUCAAACAGUACAAUAGAACUUCAUUUAGCCCAUGACAGCACAGCACCAAAGGCAGAUAUUACUAUAGUUUCAAUGAUGACAAAUGAUGAUAUCGAAGAUGAUAGUAAACUAAAUAGCAAUAGUUUACAUAAUAAAAAAGAUAAUGAUAAAACUGUAAAACUUAUUUACAGUUUACCACAUUGGUCUCAAGUGAACAAUGAUCAAAAUGAUAUAGAAUUUAAAAAUUUAUUAAAAAUUUUUAUUUCAAAUUCAUUACGAGAUAUUUCUCUUUUAAGUAUUAAUAAAGAAAUUACAAUUGAGUUUUCUAUAGAUGAAUGGGAAAAUUAUUGGAAUAGAAAACAGUUAGUAGAAGAAAUUAUUCAUGAAAUAAAAGUUCAACUUGAAACAAAUAAAUUUUCUAAUCAUCAUUGGAGAAUUUUAUUUAUAUUUAAUGAUAAACAAAUUGAUUUAUAUCAACAAUUUUCACAAACAAUAUUAUUAUUAACAACAAGAAUUCAUCAUUAUGAACAAUUUUUCUAUCCUAUAUCAAGUAUUACAAUAAAUUUAAUAGCAUCAAAAGAUAGUAAUAUUUCUAAAUGUCGACAAGCAAUAAAUAAUUAUAUACAUAAAUCAAAAUUUGCAACAAUUGAAAUUGAUCAUGCUUUUAAUAUUGAAAUUUGGAAUCAAUAUUUAAUUAAUGUAUUUUAUAAAUAUUGUUUGGAUAAAGUUGUUUUACCAAAAAUAAUUCUCAAUAAUAGACGAUUAAUAUUAAUUGGUUCACUAUCUGCUAUUAAUGAAAUGAAACAAAAAUAUGAAUAUAUCGAAGAAAUUACAAAACAAAAAAAUCUAGCAUCAAUUACAAAUUUAGAAAAAUUAUAUUUAAAUAAACAUCGAUUAACAUCUACAAUGCAAAUUUUUGGUAAUAUGUCAGAUGCAUUUAAUAUUAUCAUAAGUUGUUCUAUUAAAGAUAAAAUAUUUUCACAAUUACUUGCCGAUCGUCUAAUUGAUGAAGGUUAUUUAAUAUAUAUUAGUCAUUAUGGUCCACUAACUGGUACAAGUCGAUCAAAAUUUCAAAAAUCAGAUUUAAUACUUGUUCUUUUUAGUCAAAAUUAUUCAAUAGAUGAAAAUUGUUUAACAGAAUUAAAAUAUGCAAAAACACUUGGAAAAAAAAUUCUUCCAGUUUUAUUAACAAAAAAUUUCUUAGAAGAAAAUUGGAUUCAAUAUAUUAUUACUCAAGAAUUAUAUUAUGAAUUAUUUGAAAAAGAAAUUCGAUUCGAAUUAGAUGAAAAUUUUGAUUUAAAAUAUGACAAAUUAUUAAUUGAAUUGCUUCAUCAUACAAAACCUGGUCUAGUUGGUUAUAUAGAUUUAGAUUUACAAAAUAUUUUUAAGGAAGAUCAACAACAAGACACAUCAGAAAGACAAAAUCCAUCAUUACAAUUAACUACCGAACAAAUCGAACAACGAAGAAAAAUUUAUGAAGAAAAAGUGAAAAAAUUAAUUGAACGAGAGAAGAUUCCUCCUGAUGUUUUAGAAGAAUUCAUUGAACUUGCAAAAAUAGUUAUUGAAGAUUAUCAAAAUAAUGAUUUUUGUAAUGAUAAAAAUGAAUCCCAAAAAAGUGAUGAAAACGUACCUAGACAAAAUGACGAAGAAAAUACAUAUGAAAUGAACGAUUAUACUAUCGCUUUGCUAUCAUCGAUCAAACGCUGGAUUGAAAAAGCAUCAAAUGGAAGUGUCAUAUUGGGUAAUAUACCACCAUUUACGUUAACUGGAGACAUUAAUGAUGCUGUAUUCCCCAUUAUAUACAAAGAUAAAAAAGCAUGGUGGAAAAUAAAUGAAUAUCCACCUUUAGAUCAUACAAUAGAGAACAAUGAUUGGAAUUAUUUAUCAUCUAUCGUUGGUUCAUGGUAUAAUCAACGUGAAGCAUCUUAUUAUUUUCAAAAACUAAUUGAUCGAGAUGUUCGAUUACAAGAAAAUAGACAAAAUAAAAUUCCAGAAGUUGUUCAACAAAUUAUUAAAAAGAAUAAUAGAUUAGAUAUGAAGCUAUUCAAAGCUAUUAGUUAUACAAAUUUUACAACAGAAAUUAAAAAAGGUACAACUGGUUGGGAUAUUACACAAGAUAGUCUAAUAUUAAAACAGUAUAGAGUAAAACAAAAGGAAAAACCUACGGAAAAAGCUAAGGAAGAAUCAACACUUUGGGAUCGUACAAUAGAACAAACUGUAGAAUUAAUAAGAAAUAUUAAUGAAAAUAAAAUUGCUUCAGAUUCAAAUAUUUUACAAGGAAAAAUUGGAAAUGAAUUGAAAACAAGAAAAGAAAUACGAAGACAGAAUGAACUUGAUAAUCCAAAUAAUAAACGUUGGAAAACUAAACAUCGUUCACCACAUAGAGCAGAUUUUAUUCAACAAAAAAUACAAAAUAUACUUGAAUUCGAGAAACUUUGUAAUGCAUCAUCAUCAUCAAGACAACCAGUAAAACAAACAAACUAA